CAUAAAUGCUUGGAGUGUGGAAAGAGCUUCAGUGUGAGCGCAAGCCUUUAUAAACAUCAAAGGAUCCACUCAGGAGAGAAACCUUAUAAAUGCCUGGAGUGUGGAAAGAGCUUCAGUCAGAGGAUCAGCCUUAACGUACAUCAAAGAAUCCAUUCAGGAGAGAAACCGUAUCAAUGCCUGGAGUGUGGAAAGAAGUUCAGUUUUCAAGGAAACCUUUAUGCACAUCAAAGAAUCCACUCAAGGGAGAAACAGUAUAAAUGCCUGGAGUGUGGAAAGAGCUUCAGUCAGAGGGGAGACCUUUAUAUACAUGAAAGAAUUCACCCAGGAAAAAAACCACAUAAAUGCGUAGAGUGUGGAAAGAACUUCAGUCAGAAGGGAUAUCUUUAUAAACAUCAAAGGAUCCAUUCAGGAGAAAAACCACAUAAAUGCCUGGAGUGUGGAAAGAGCUUCAGUCGGAGGGAAAACCUUUAUACACAUCAAAGAAUCCACUCAGGAGAGAAACCAUUUAAAUGCCUGGAGUGUGGAAAGAGCUUCAGUGGGAGGGGAAGUCUUUCUAAGCAUCAAAGAAUCCACACAUGA
Molecule: messenger RNA, 579 nt
Organism: Protobothrops mucrosquamatus (brown spotted pit viper)
Lineage: Eukaryota; Metazoa; Chordata; Lepidosauria; Squamata; Viperidae
Product: zinc finger protein 664-like
Exons: 1
Biological process (GO): regulation of transcription by RNA polymerase II
Molecular function (GO): RNA polymerase II cis-regulatory region sequence-specific DNA binding; DNA-binding transcription factor activity
Source: RefSeq, a predicted model, not a curated record